UGUAAAAGGUGCAUUUUAGCCUCGUGUGUGGGGAAGGGAAAGAUAGAUAGAAAAGAAAGAAGAUGGAAGCAGUGGCAUUGUCCCUCUCCUCUACCACUUCAUACUUGGGUAUCCCAGCAACGGCAGCAACUGCGAAGCGAGGCAGCAGCACCUGCUUACCCUACGCCCCUUCCAGCAACUUUAACGUGCGCCACCUGGCAGCAUUCCACAAACAAUCCCAUCUUUUCACCAAAUCCCCGGCUCGUCCUUUUCUUUACACCAAAUCCUAUGCCCGUCAAUCCACCCAUGGCAUCUUCCUUCCCCACUUGGUCGCUUCUUUGGAACAAGUUGAACAAACUUAUAUUAUGGUCAAACCUGACGGUGUACAACGUGGACUUGUUGGAGAAAUUAUUUCGAGAUUUGAGAGGAAGGGGUUUAAACUGACUGGCUUGAAGCUCUUUCAAUGCCCUAAAGAAUUGGCUGAGGAGCAUUAUAAGGAUCUCAAGGCCAAGCCAUUCUACCCUUCACUGAUUGACUACAUCACCUCAGGACCAGUUGUGUGUAUGGCAUGGGAGGGUGUUGGUGUUGUGGCAUCUGCACGUAAGCUGAUAGGGUCUACAGAUCCUCUUCAGGCUGAACCUGGCACUAUAAGAGGGGAUCUUGCUGUUCAAACAGGAAGGAAUGUGAUCCAUGGUAGUGACAGCCCUGAGAAUGGCAAGCGUGAAACAGCUCUCUGGUUCAAAGAGGGUGAAUUAUGCGAGUGGACCCCUGUUCAAGCACCAUGGUUAAGGGAGUGAUCUUUCACCAUAUGCUUAGUCAUAGUUGAGGCAGGCUCUUCUCAAGUCCUCUUCUGAGCACCUGUAUUUUCUAUGUUAAAAUAUUCAUAUGAGAUUUAAGCAAUUCAUUGAAGAUUGAUGUAAUUGCCAUGUUAGACCUGCAGUUUUGUAAGAGUAAUGGAAGAAAACUUUGUCUAAUUGUCUUA
Messenger RNA from Theobroma cacao (cacao), 961 nucleotides. RefSeq names its product nucleoside diphosphate kinase 2 (gene NDPK2). Gene Ontology annotation, biological process: UTP biosynthetic process; GTP biosynthetic process; CTP biosynthetic process. Gene Ontology annotation, molecular function: nucleoside diphosphate kinase activity. The record is from RefSeq and is a predicted model, not a curated record. NCBI's taxonomy places the organism in Eukaryota, Viridiplantae, Streptophyta, Magnoliopsida, Malvales, Malvaceae.